Molecule: messenger RNA, 909 nt
Organism: Necator americanus (New World hookworm)
Lineage: Eukaryota; Metazoa; Nematoda; Chromadorea; Rhabditida; Ancylostomatidae
Exons: 8
Coding region: 1-909 (302 amino acids)
Biological process (GO): protein processing; Notch signaling pathway; Notch receptor processing
Cellular component (GO): gamma-secretase complex; membrane; endoplasmic reticulum
Molecular function (GO): protein-macromolecule adaptor activity
Source: RefSeq, a predicted model, not a curated record
AUGGGUGUGUUGUUAACAUUAGCUUGUUAUCUGAUCACUUUCUCGCCGUCCGCAGCGCUGUUCUGCCGCUUUGUGGCAAAGGAUCCAUUGCGGAUUAUUCUUUUCGUUCUAGGGGCAUUCUUUUGGUUGGCAUCGCUUUUGCUGUCUUCCUUCAUAUGGUUAGCGAUAUCUGCGGUUUGGGAUGCACUACCUCUUGCUGUUGCUUGCUCUAUUGUGUUGCAAGACGGGGCUCGUGUUUUCUACUUCUGGCUUCUCAAAAAAGCGCAACGUGGCUUAAACAGGAUCACUCGUCAAGGCGCAGCUUCAAUUGCACCUGGAGUUUCCGAUUUACAUAAUGCUCGACAUAUGCUUGCGGUGGUUUGUGGCCUUGGAAUGGGUGUUAUGGCUGCCCUCCUUUUGACUAUGAAUGUUUUCGCCGAAUUCGCUGGCCCUGGUACAAUUGGCCUUCCUCGCUCGCUGAAGGAAGGCCGCCGUGAUAUACACUUGACUGGAACAUACCUUCCUCUAUACUACGCAUUAUCUGGGUGCUUCACCAGUGUGUUCAGUGUCACUUGGACAAUCAUGUUUUGGGACUCGUGUCACAAAGUGAAAAAAGGAGUGUUUUGGGCUCUACCUGCGAUCGUGGCGACUUCUACUCACGCGGCUGCAAGUGCACUUAGUUGGUAUAAUUCGGCUGGAUAUCAACCGAUCGUACUUACCGCCCAAUUUUGCAUACUCAUAUGUUGUAUACUGUAUUCGAACAGCAUAACUGGCGCAUCCCCGCGCACGCUUCUCAACGGAGUCAUCUCUGCGUUGGUGGACUGGCUCACAUUAAAAUGGCUUCGUAGUAAGCUGUUUAAGAAGAAUGAAGCCCCAUUUUCGGCAGUUGAGGAAAUGGAGGCAGAGGAAAGAAGGGAACCAUACACAUAG